This is a messenger RNA of Beta vulgaris subsp. vulgaris (sugar beet), 8343 nucleotides long. Its product is annotated as cation/H(+) antiporter 14. Gene Ontology annotation, cellular component: endomembrane system; membrane. The transcript is spliced from 4 exons. The record is from RefSeq and is a predicted model, not a curated record. Gene Ontology annotation, molecular function: antiporter activity. Lineage: Eukaryota; Viridiplantae; Streptophyta; Magnoliopsida; Caryophyllales; Amaranthaceae. Gene Ontology annotation, biological process: regulation of pH; proton transmembrane transport. Bases 5342 to 7729 code for a protein of 795 amino acids.
UUAUAGCCCAUUAUCCUUAUAGCUAAAGUUUGUUGUGCAUGUACAUGUUAAGUUUUGAUGAUGAUAAACAAUAUGUUUUAUAAUAUGAAUGUUUAUGAUAGCUGUUUAAAAAAGGUUAUCAAGCUUCGAAGUAAAUGAAUGAAUGAAUGAAGAUUUUGAAGAAGACAUUGAAGAAAUAAUAAUCAAGAUUGUAUUCCAAGUUUAGUUAUUACUCCCUCCGUUUCCUAAAGAUCUUCCCUCUUUCGGUUUAAGGGUGUUUCCAAAAGAUCUUCCCCCUUUUGCUUUAUUCCUUAUUUGGCAAAACAAAUUUCCCUAUUUACCCUCUCAUGUCACUAUCAUAUGGUCCACCAUUACAUUAUUAAUUCAAUUUUACUCCCUUUCUCUCUCCUACUUUAACCCCUUUUUAUUUGUUUAUUUAUUUUAACCCCUUUUUUUCUCAUACUUUGCUCACACCAUGCCCCACACAACUUGAUUUUCCUUGGUAUCUGUAGGAACAGUAAGUGGGAAGAUCUUUAGGAAACGGAGGGAGUAUAUGCUAAUGUAAUAUGUUAGAAUUAUGUGAUAUAUUGUAUGCCAAGUAUAGAAAUAUGAGGAGUCUAUUAUGAACCCCCCACCAUAUUAAAAAAAUUAAAUUAAUUUUAGUGUCUAGCUCGGCGGAAAAUGUCAAGCUCUUUGGAACAUGUCAAGCUUCCCUGCCCUUCAACGGAGGAAAUUGAUGAGAGAGAGUGUGGGUUAACUAUGCAUCUAGCAAGUUUGAUUUAAUUAAUCUUUGCAUCUGUUUUCGAACACUAGAACAAAUUAUAACCAAAAUAUGGGAACUAGGGUAGGGUUGGAUGCAAAGGAAAUGGAAAAUGAAAGGAUAGAGGGAAAGAGAAGCGAAAAUGAGGUAUUUUUGUAUAAAAAUACAGGGUGUUACUAGGUAAAAUUAGGAUGGAAAAUAGUAUAACUCUUGGUUCAUAUCUAUAUCUAUAUCUAUAUCUAUAUCUAUAUCUAUAUCUAUAUCUAUAUCUAUAUAUAAAGCUAAGUUUAUUAUGCCUAUGUGUCAAGCUAAUAUACAUCAUGCCAAAUGUCGUCUUCUCAUGUGGCUUCAAAAUUAAAUUGCCACGUGUAGAUUGAUAAACAGCUAAUGCUUAUGUGUUUAUUGCAUACCGCUCUAACACGUGUCAUAAUCUUUAUAACUAGGCAAGAAGAAUCAGUAAAUUAAUUACAAUAUUUCGAAUUAGGAAAUAUUGUUAUAAUGUUCCUUAAAUCAAGCAAAGAAUCAUAUACUAAAUUAAUGGCUUAGAACAAAUUGUCGUAUAUCAUUCAAAAUUAACAGCCUUGAUUGGAAUCAAUCAUAGUAGUGUUUUGCCUACUAUAUAAUAGAAUCCUCCAACAUCAUUACAAUACAUCACUUUUUUUUCUUAAUAUUGCAAUGUAAUUCAGGACUUUCGGGAGUUAGACUUUUUACUUAGGAAUUCACACAUUGACAAAUAUAACAAGAAAAAACUAUAGUUAGAGAGUUUGUACCCAACAGCAUUUCAUCAUUAUCAGUUUCAGUUCUUGAUAAGCAUUCAGUUAGGUCUUAAAUAAUAAUAAUAAGUUAUUAAAUAAUAAUAAAUUAUUUGAUAAAUAAAUUAGGAUAUGGAUUGAACUGAACUGAUCGCAAUUGAAUUGAACUCAACUAAACUGAUUGUAAUUAAACUAAACUGAAUCGAACUGAACUGAAAAUAAGCUGGGGAAUAUCAGACCCUUCCUCCAAUUUUGUGUUAUAAUACGUGUAGUGAAGGAUGUGAUUGAAUAAUAUGGUUACUCUGUUCAGUUGUUGUUGUAGCCUCAUAAAUAGAAAAGGGUUCUAACCAACAGACUAUGUCUAUAAAUUUAUUUAUCUUUUUUCAACAAGGUGCAUAUAUAAAAAGAUUGAUAUAUAAUAUCUACUAAAAGAACUAAAGUGAUGAAGGCCUGAAGGGUCUUAUUUUGACUGCUUUUUAGAUCUACAAAUUAGAUAAACUAAUAAAUAGGCAAAUACAAUAUCUUAAAUUUAUAAAUUUAAAAGUUAAUUUACACAUACAUCCUUAGAUUUUUGUACCAUGUACUCUCUCCGUUUCAAAAUAUAAGGCAUGUAUGAUGUUCAAGGUUAGACUUUAACCGCUAAUUACUCUCAAUCUAUAUUGAUAAAAAAAAAUUUAGAAAAUAAUCUUAUUAUAGUAUUUUUCGAGACAGAUCCAAUGGUAUAAUUUUUAUAAUUUUUGUUUACCAUAUUAUGAGAGAUAUUUUUGGUCAAAACAAAUUUUUGUAAAGCAUGAAUGCCUUAUAUUUUGAAACGGAUGGAGUACUUGGCAAAUAUUACAAUAAUUACAUGAUGUUCUUAUAAAAAAAAAAUACAUGGUGUUUAUUUUCCCAAAGUGAUCCUAAUACUACCUCCUUUUUUUUAGAUGUAACAUUUGAUAAAUAUGAUCUACCCACUAAAAAGACAAAUGUUGCAUAUAUAGAAAACAAAAAAAGUAUAUAGUACUUUGAGUGUUAUGUAACCUUAUUUCCUGAAAAGCCAUUAACUAAUUCGUAAUACAAAAAGAAAUUGAUAUUUUUUAUAAAUAACAUGCUUGUCGUUCUUUCGCAAAAUAAGGCUCACUAUGUACUAAUAUUUACUAUUAUAAUGAAAGUUAGAAUUUUAAUCUGGUGGGUAAGAAAUAUAUUAAGGUGGUCAUUUGAGCUGCAUAAAUAUUGGUACGGUGUAUGAAAAUUAUUCUUUAUCAAGAUCAGAUGGCCGACGAAAUUGAACCUGAUACAAUUUUAUAGGGCAGAUGAAGAGAAUUGGUUUUGGAGUUCCUGAAGUAAAGGAAUAAUAUCCUUAAUGAACUAAAUCAAGUUGUUGUAACAACAAAUCUUAAGAUUAUUGUAAGUGUAUCUUAACUAACCUUAUCUUCACAUAAGUUAUUAUCAUUAAGUCCCACUAAAUCUCUUGGGUUAUCUCAUAUAGUUAUACAAGUUAUAGUUUAUGGUUAUGCUGCAGAUAUAUAUUGUACUGAAUUAAUUCAAUACAAAUAAGCUUUUUUCAUUUUUUGAUAAGAACACAAAGCUUUCCAUAACUCUUACAUCUGAAACUCACAUUUUAUGAUAAUGAACUGAUGGAGGUUUCCAAAAUAUACUUUAUAAAGAGAUUCCAUAUUAGAAUUAGAAAUAUUGUAUAUAUAGUUAGUGAUCUUUUAAUCAUUAUUAUUGAAUCAUUAUCAAUAACAUAUCUUAUUUCAUAAUUUUGUAUGGUGUACCUAGAAUAUAAAAUUAUCAAUAUUUUUUCCGAUAGUGGUAGCAAUAUAGUGAAGUAAUAUACAAUGAUUAGCAAGACAUAUAAAAAAUAUAUAUCAUAUGUACAAAUUGGUGUGCUAAUUUUGCAUGUUCUUUCCCACUUUCAAAUGAAACAACAAAUACUGUGUGCUCUGGAUAAAUAAUAAAUUUAUUGUCAAACCAAUUCACUUAAUUUUAAUCAAAAUAUAUCACUUUUUUAAGUCAAAGUGGGUCAUUUUACAAGUUUAAAGAGAUAUUUCAAGCAAAGUGUGUAACUUUUAAUCUUAAAUGGGUCACUUCUAGAUUAAUAAAAUUGACAUAUUUAAGGCAAAAAUGUACUCCCAUCUCAUAAUAAUUUACAGUAUAUCUGUCUUACUAAAGAAUUUGUAUAAAUAAAUUAGUCAAUCAAUAUCUUUUAGUAUAUAUAUCUAAUCAACAAAAAACUUCCCAUGUAUUUUAUCAUGACAUUAGCUACAUCAGCCACAAAAUGCACGGGCCGGGUCAUAAGCUGAUUUUAAAAUAUAUUUUAUUACACAAUAUGAUUAUAAAAACUUUAAAUCAUGAGCUAAUAUUCAGACCAUGAUUUUAGGAUAAACAUCCUAAAAUAAAAAUUAAUAAAACAAAAUAUUUUCGCGCGUUAAUGUGUUUUUUUUGUUUCAUUUACGUAUUUAUAGAUGUAUAUAUCACAAUUGUAAGAUUUUUAAACUUCAAAAUGUUGUAACAAAGGAUUUGUAUAUAUCAUCUAAUAUGAUUUUAUAUUUUAUAUUCUUUUAACAUUAAAUACAUGAAUUUUAAUAAUUAUGGAUCCAAUAAAUUUGGAACAAAAACAACUACUUAAUAAAUAAAACAAUUCCCGUGCACUAUGGACUGGUCCAAAUUAUAUCUAAAUAAAACCUCCCGUGCAUUUUUGCACGGGUUAAAAGCUAGUUGUUUAAUAUAGGAAGCUAGAAUUUUUAGGAAUUGAAAUUUUUUGGUGUUGUUUGGUUGACAAAUUUAUGGGAAGUAGAAAUUCUUAGGAAGUUCCACUUCCUCUAAAGUGGAGGAUAUUACUUAUUUAAGGGGACCUAGGUACGUGAAAAUUCCCAUGAGAAUUUUUAUAUCUCAUGAAUCACCAAACACCAUUUAGUAAUUCUUAGGAACUACAAUUACAUGGGAACAUAUAUUUCCAAGGAAUUACACUCCCUUCAUUCAACCAAAUACUCCCUCCGUUUCCUAAAGAUCUUCCCACUUACUGUUCCUACAUAUACCAAGGAAAAUCAAGUUGUGUGGGGCAUGGUGUGAGUAAAGUAGGAGAGAGAAAGGGGUUAAGAUAAAUAAACAAAUAAAAAGUGGUUAAAGUAGCUGAGAGAAAAGGAGUAAAAUUGAAUUAAUAAUAUAAUAGUGGACCAUAUGAUAGUGACAUGAGAGGGUAAAUAGGGAAAUUUGUUUUGCCAAAUAAGGAAUAAAGCAAAAGAGGGAAGAUCUUUUGGAAACACCCUUAAACGGAAAGAGGGAAGAUUUUUAGAAAACGGAGGGAGUAAGCACUAAAUGCAUUGUACAUCCAGUGCACACUGCACAAUCGUUAUUGAAAAUAAAAACAUUAAAGAAUUUUUUUAAAAAGAAUUGUCAGGAGAAACCUCAAACAUUAAGUCAAUGCCAGAAAUAUAUGUCAACUCCAUCGUCAUCAGGUUUUUUCUGACAAAGUUUUUUAGGUUUAAGAUUUUUCUUAACAAAAAAUAUUUUAAAAUGUUUUUUUAUGAUGAAAAGUUGUUUAUAUAAGGUUGUUUCUGAUAAAUUUUCUAAACAUUAAUGCAUAAAAUUUCUUUCUUUAGACAAAUCAGACAACUGUUUUUCCCACUCAGAUCUCGCAUUAACCAGCACAUUCAUCCCAAAUUUAGCAACUCCAUCUUUUUUUCCUUUGUCAAAACCAUUUCUAAUGUGUAUCCAACUCUUUUUUUUCCUUUUUCCUAUGUAACUUAAACAAUUCUUUUUUUUAUCUCUCUCGUCUCCAAAAACAAAUUUAAGUAUACAUGCCUAAAUACAAGUUAAAAUUUGCAGAGAAUAUAAUUAAUUAGGGUUUACAAUCUUAUAAAUUUCCAUGGAAUCACAACAAUGGUGGAGUGAAGGUAUAUGGAACGAAACAAAGAUUUUGUGCGAAGAAGUACAACCACAUAAAAUAUACAGGGCUUUUUGGGAACAUCAAUUAUAUCCUCUAGAUUCUUACUCGUCAAUUCUCUUAUGUAAUCUUGCUAUAAUCUUGAGCGUAACUAUCACGACAUGGUUCUUCCUUAAACCUCUUCGCAUGCCUUUCACGUCCCAGAUGAUUGGCGGCGUGAUUAUGACGGGAUUAAUAUUUUCAAAUCGAGAAUUUGAGUAUCACACAUUGCUUCCACCAACAGUUGUAUUCAUAUUAAGAACUAUAUCAUUUUAUGGCUUUAUAUUUCAUUUAUUCAUGUUGGGAGUAGAAACCAACAUGAGUAUAAUCAUAAGGAGGAUAGAAAAGAAAUCUUUAGUCAUUGGUAUCACUGGUUCUUUAUGCUCUUUUGCACUUGGCAUUGCUGCAUUUUACCUUACAUCAACCGAGUUCGAACUAGCUCGCCACAAUAAACAAACGUUUAAAGGACUAAUAGGUUUGAUGACUCUAAAUGCACAAUCCUUCUUCAUGGUUACAUGUAACAACCUAAAUGAUCUUGGUAUAAGCAAUUCGGACAUCGGUCGUUUAGCUUCGUCAAUAUCCUUGAUCCUUGAUCUAUCUAUAUUGGUAUUCAAUUUCAUCAUGCUUGUGAUUUUACCACCUUUCAUUUCCGGCGGCAACGAUGUCAAGAGAUCUUUGAUCAUUUUAGGCUACUAUGCUAUAGUAUUCUUCAUUAUUAGGCCACUUUUGUUGUUCAUUUUAAGUCAAACUCCUGAAGGAAGGGACAUGAAAAACACCCACUUUAUGUACAUAUUUUUGAUUGUGCUAAUGGUAGCUGGAUUUGGAGAAGUUUUGGAUGAAAAGUUUGCAGUAUUUUUCUUUGCAUUGUCUUUACCAGAAUAUCCAUUAUCGUCGGUUUUUUCUGAGAAAUUGGAAACCAUUACUUCGGCUGUUUUCUUCCCUGUUUAUUGUGCAACACAAGGACUACAAACUAACUUUUACUCUCUAACAAAGAGAUCUUUAGAGAUUGAGUUUGUUUUGAUUGUGGGUUAUAUUGGCAAGUUUUGUGGAACCACCCUUUCUUCAAGGCUUUUUGGUGUUCCAAUUUGGAAUUCUGUGGCCCUUUCUCUCAUUGUUUGUUCUAAAGGCUUAUUGGAUGUUGUCUCACUUGCGCUUUGGAGAGAUAAAGAUUUGCUAGAUGUGGAGGAGUACACAUUAGCUAUAACCCACUUUUUGAUAACAACAGGAGCACUAAUGCCUCUAGCAAGGCAUUUCUAUGAACCACUUAGUCAAUAUGCUUCACUUUUUAGACGAAAUUUGACAGACUCCACCAACAAUAAUGGUACAUUUCAGACAUUGACAUGCCUUCAUAAGGAGGAUAAUCUACCCGGAAUCAUACGCCUUAUUGAGGCUUUUCACCCUUCACGAACGAGGCCGAUUCCUGUGAUUUCUCUCCAACUCAUGCCACUAUCUGGUCAUUGCACCAUGCCUAUCAUGGCACCCUUAGAGCAAGUUAAAUCAAUGGCUAUCUUUCGAUCAAAGCUCGCUUAUUCCAAUCGUGUGGUUGAAGCUUUCAUAAACCUUGAGCGUCAGUCCAAAGGCUACACCCGCCUUAAACACUACGUAGCCAUGUCUUCGUUCGAAAGUAUGCAUAAUGAUAUAUGUAGCCUUGUUUAUCAAAGAGGGGUAAGUCUACUUAUUCUACCAUUCCACAUGCAUGUACAAUGGACUAAAGUCGGAAAGAUCGUUGAAGAUUCAUCUCAAUCCAUACGAGAAGUUAAUAGAUUGGUGCUCGAAAAGGCACCGUGUUCUAUUGGAAUGUUGCUUGAUAGAGGUGAUCCUCAUCUUGGUAUCGCGCAAACUUCUAUCUAUCAAGUUGCAAUUAUCUUCAUAGGAGGAUCAGAUGAUCUUGAAGCUCUUGCAUUUAUAAGACUUCUUGGUAGUCAUCCUAAUGUUAGGGUAGUUGUCAUUUGGUUGAAGUCAUCAAUAAAGGAUGAUAACAAAAAUGAUGCUUUAGAUUAUGAUACAAUAAUGAGCUUUCAAGCUCCCAAGAAGUCUAAGGACAACGAGACAACGAUGACAUUAAAGGAAGUGGUGGUGAACGAUGGCUCGGAUACAACUAACAUUUUGCUAUCAAUGAAUGAUGUUGUUGAUUUAGUUGUAGUAGGAAGACACCAUGACUCAAAUUGUGUCCCUUUGCAUGGGCUUUCUCUUGACGGAUGGUAUGAGUAUCCAGAGUUGGGAAUUCUUGGUGACUUGUUAGCUACAUCAGAUUUUGGAUUCUCAGUUUUAGUUGUUCAAAAGGAGCCAAAAGAUGAUUUAGUACUUGAUAAUCCAAAAUUCACAGUAUAAUAAUUGUUUAAGAAGCUUCAUCAUUACAAAUUUAAAGGAGUACACAAGUAAUCUCAAAGGUCACAAUGCUAACAGUUGUAAUCAGGUGUACCAUUCGAGAGUGAGAUGUUUUCAGCAUUGAUAAAUGGGCCAAGCCUAAAGUGAAUAUGGAUUUUACUAAAUGAUACCUGUUUUUUGACAACUACGACAUUAAUGCUUAAAUGAGCCAAGCUUUAGCGUUGUCUACCCAACAAUUGCUGGUGGAAACCUACGAAGAGGCCCGACAAAAAUUUAAUUUUCAUGAGAAGCAAGACACUUGAAUUAUCUUGCAAUCUAGUUUCCAGUGAGCUUCCCAAAUAAAGUUUUGACUUUGGACGUAGUUUUUAUGGAAACUAGUUGUUAGCAUGACUAUUUUUGUCAUUUUUGCUAUUUUUUAUUGUAAAUAUCAUUAAACAUAGAGUUGCAACUUAUAGGAUCAAGAGUUAAAGAGAGAGGGGGUAGGGAUUGGUGUGAAAGUUAUCAGUAGGUAUUCCUUCCGUCCCAUAAUAUAGUGCCUAUUUCAUUUUUGGUGGGUCAAUUUAAAAUCUUUGACCGAAUAUUCUCAUUUGUAUAUAUAUAAAAACAUAUUCAUGUGA